AUGGCCAAGCAGCUUCCCAAGCACAACGGGUCUCGCGAGCCGCUGCACGAUCACAAUCUGUCGGUAGCCCACUUUUUGCCGCUCACCGACCAUGAGCGACGAACGUGGAACGAUGAUGCCGCUGUCAACCCACGGAACUUUUCGGCCUCAGUGUCACCACCCCGUCCACGCAGCCUCCAGAGCGCUCAAGCCAUCCUGGAUGCGCUUGACACCCUUGAUGCUUUCUUCCUCCCAUCUGCCUACGGCUCUCCUACAGCAUCCCAAUACUUCAGUUGCGCCAAAAGAUUUUGUACCACUCUCAAUCGGCGCUUCCCAAUUACCCCCCUCAGUGUCCCCGUAGUUGUGGCAUGGUUGGACGAUCAAUUUCACUCGUUUGGCAGCGCAAUCGCAACCGAUUUCCAAUAUGCUCGUCGUCCUUCCGUUUACACACAGUCCUUCACUACGUUCGACAUCAACAGGCCAGCCUCAUACCAGCUGCAAAUGUGUAUAACGCAGGCGUACCUCGUAUCUCAGCCAACCCGCACCGUCCAUCACAACCCUACACGACACUCGACAACUACGGUGCAAUCCGACAGCAUCGGCCAGCAUUCCACUGCACAGCACUCUAGGGUGGGCAUUCCACCAGCAGUCCGAGACAAUAUUCCCACCUCAGACGGCAAGUCAAUUUGUCUGCGUUUCUUGUCCAACAAAGGAUGCAACGCUGGCCCUCUGGGUGCAUUGUGCGGCAGAGGUUCACGGGCCCGUAUUCACGCAAUUCCCACUCGCCUGCCAUCGUCUGUGUCAUCCCACAUAGUUACACACCUCAACGGCUUGAAACAGGAAUAUUCGCACCUCGCUUGA
Molecule: messenger RNA, 840 nt
Organism: Aphanomyces astaci
Lineage: Eukaryota; Oomycota; Saprolegniomycetes; Saprolegniales; Verrucalvaceae
Exons: 2
Coding region: 1-840 (279 amino acids)
Source: RefSeq, a predicted model, not a curated record